AUGGAUCUUUUGAAAGGAGGCACUGCCGUGAUAAUUGGCGCCGCUUCAGGCAUAGGACAAGCCGCUGCCAUAGCGUUUGCUCGCGACGGCUGCAAAAAGGUGAUGAUUGGCGACAUCAAUGUUGAUGGCCUGGCGGAAAGGAAAAGGCUAAUACAGGAGCAAUAUCCGGAUACCGUGGUUGAGACUGCGGCUAUUGAUGUCGUGGACGAGUCAUCUGUGGAGGCCUUUCACCAGGAGGCAGCCUCGCGAUUCGGGCGUAUUGACUUUGCGGCCAAUAGUGCUGGUUACGGAGAUGGUAUCGUUGCAUGUCGGGCGCAAACUAUGAAUACCCUCAUCGGCGCCAAUGUCAUGUUAGGGUUGUCCGCCGGCGUUCACACCUGCUACGCCCUCAUCAUCGGCGAGAUAUGCUCUCACAAGCAUAAAUUCAUAGGAGUCGUAUUAGUACUUGUUCCAAAUGUGGUUGCCACUGGGUUUGGGGCUUACAUUGCUCUUGAUCUUGCUCAUAAUGCAAGCUGGAGAUGGGUAUAUUACAUAUUCAUCAUGAUGAUGAGCGCGUCUAUCGCUCUGCAGUAUGUGUUCUACAGACCUCCAAAUUUUCGUCAGCUUCACGGAGAUGAUCGGACCCGCUGGGAAGAAGUCAAACGCAUUGAUUGGGUGGGCUUGUUCUUCCUUGUCGCAGGUCUCGUUCUCUUCCUGCUUGGAAUAUCAUGGGGCGGUCAACCUUUGCCCUGGUCGUCGACCAGAGUCCUGGGUCUUGUCAUCUCCGGUGGGAUCACGCUUAUCGUGUUUGGAUUAUGGGAAGGCUUCUCCAACACAACCAAUCCUCUGGUACCCAUGCACUUCUUCAAAGAUCUUCGCGGCUUUGUCGUGCUGUGUUUGAUCAGCAGCGUGUGUGGCACUGUGUAUCUUGCGACAGCUAUUAUCUGGCCGUCCCAAGUGGCGGUAAUAUACUCGGGCACAAUCACAAGCUGGCAGCACAUUGCCUGGGCCUCGUUGACAAAUGCAAACUACCAUUGCGUUCGGUGUUUGGUUGGCAUGAUAUUCAUUGGGCCGUUUGUUGGCAUCAUCAAACACGUCAGGAUUCAGUUCAUUGUCCUGAUGUCUAUCUGCGUGGCUUUCCUUGGAGGUCUCGUAUCGUGCAAUCCUCACAACUUUGGCCAGUCUGCUGCCUUCUUCUUCCUGGCUGCGAUGCCGUUGGGGAUUAUGGAAAUGACGGCUCGUCUUUUAGUCCAGAUGGACUCCAAUGACGCCGACCUGGGCACAGUCUUCUCGAUUGUUUUCUUGAUUAAAUCAGCAUCCGGGUCAAUCUUCACAUCUGUUUUCAUAGCCAUCUUGAACAACAAACUCCCGGCUGAAUUGAAAAAGUAUGUGAUACCCGCAGCGCUUCAAGCCGGCCUACCUCAGAGCUCCCUCACAGCACUGGCGGGGGCCGUCACUUCGGGAAACUCUACUUUACUUACUCAUGUGCCCGGUAUGGACACAGCAAUUGAAGCUGCGGUCGGAUCCGGGUUGGCUACCGCUUAUGCAGCUGCGUAUGCAUACGUCUAUUACGCAGCAGUUGCUCUGCCUAAAAACUACGAUCCGCUCUUCAACGACCACAUAUCAAGAAAGAUCUAUAAAUCUGGCCAGAAUGACGCACCUACCCAAUGA
Cladophialophora immunda is the source of this 1650-nucleotide messenger RNA. RefSeq lists its product as uncharacterized. The record is from RefSeq and is a predicted model, not a curated record. Gene Ontology annotation, molecular function: transmembrane transporter activity. Lineage: Eukaryota; Fungi; Ascomycota; Eurotiomycetes; Chaetothyriales; Herpotrichiellaceae. Bases 1 to 1650 code for a protein of 549 amino acids. The transcript has 12 exons. Gene Ontology annotation, biological process: transmembrane transport.